Molecule: messenger RNA, 1967 nt
Organism: Panicum virgatum (switchgrass)
Lineage: Eukaryota; Viridiplantae; Streptophyta; Magnoliopsida; Poales; Poaceae
Product: beta-amyrin 28-monooxygenase-like
Exons: 4
Coding region: 218-1468 (416 amino acids)
Biological process (GO): sterol metabolic process
Molecular function (GO): monooxygenase activity; oxidoreductase activity, acting on paired donors, with incorporation or reduction of molecular oxygen; iron ion binding
Source: RefSeq, a predicted model, not a curated record
CCAUAAUGGCUUUCCUUGUGCUCUUUGCUGCACUACUCGCCUUGUUCCUUCGCCGGCUCACCAAAAAGACAGGUCUUACUCAACCUACAACCUGCCUCCCGGUGGCUUUGGCAUCCCGGUCGUCGGCCAAACCUUCUCCCUCAUCCGCUCUCUACGCAGAAACACUGAUGACCAAUGGUUCAGAGCUAGAGUAAAGAAAUAUGGUCGAGUGUCCAAGAUGUCAGUGCUGGGCUCACCGACGGUGUUGCUUGCUGGUCCGGCGGCCAACCAUUUCAUCUUCACUAACGAGAGCCUUGCCCUAACGCAAACGCAUGCCCUGCACGCUCUCCUCGGGCGAUCCAUACUUACGCUUAGCGGCGAUGAGCUGAAGCAAGUGCGCAGCGCAGUGCAUGGAUACCUGAGGCCCGAGAUGGUAAGGAGGUACGUGGGGAAGAUGGACCACGAGGUCAGGAGGCAAAUCAAGCUCUAUUGGGUUUGUCACAACACUGUCACCAUCCUGCCGCUGGCAAGACGUCUUACACUUGGUGUCAUCUGUUCGAUUGUCUUCAGCCAUGAAGCAGCCGCCAUAGUAGAAGCCCUUGCUGCCGACUUCCGGUUUCUAGGUGACGCAAUCCUUUCAUUUCCAGUAAACAUUCCCUUCACCAGGUUCGGCAAGGGCAUGAAGUCCAGUGCCAAGAUCCGGAAAGCCAUCACCAGGAUUGCCCAGCAGAGGGAAGACUCACUAUUGCAGGAAGGGCAUGCUGUUUCAAGUACUGACUUUAUCACCCACAUGCUCAUUCUGCGCAACCAGGGUGCGCAUUCCCUCACACUGGAGGACAUUGUUGACAACGUGAUGGGUAUUAUCAUCGAUGCACAUGGUACCACCUCUGCUCUUAUCACCUUCAUGAUCCGCUACCUCGCAAAUGAGCCGGAUGUCCUUGCCAAAAUCACUGAAGAACAAGAUGAGAUAGCAGAUAGUAAAGGAACAGAGGAUGCUCUAACAUGGGAACAUGUUUCGAGGAUGAAGUACACAUGGAAGGCAGCAAUGGAGACGCUCCGAUUAGUUCCUCCAGUCUUCGGGAGUUUCCGGACUGCUACCAAGGAUAUCAAAUAUCAGGGAUAUGACAUCCCUAAAGGCUGGAAAGUCUUUGCAGCACAAAGCAUUACACAUUUGGAUUCCAGGUUCUUCAAUGAGCCCAACAAGUAUGAUCCAUCUCGGUUUGAGAAGCGAUCAUCCAUCCCACCCUAUAGCUUACCAUUCGGUGGAGGUCCAAGAAUGUGCCCGGGAAAUGAGUUUUCAAGAGUGGAAAUAAUGGUGGCCAUGCACUAUCUUGUGACAAAGUUCAGGUGGAAAUUGUGCAACAAAGAUGAAACUUACAUGAAGGAUCCAAAGCCAACCCCUGUUUUUGGUCUUCCAGUGGAAUUGGAGUUGAGAAGACACCCUUCAACUGCUGAUGCUUCCGAUGCUAUGUCCAUUCAGUUUAACUAGGUAAAUUGCGCGCUACGCCGCGCCCACUUGGAAAUUUGGAGUAAAAUUGUUGAUGCGUUGAUGGUUACAUAUGCGUAUAAAGUAGGAAGGGAAGUACGCUUGAGGGCGCGGGAAUGGGCUGAUUGUUGCGUAUGGGCCCCAUGUCAGACUUCGUCUCUCCAGGACACGAAUGGGCUGAUUAUUGGGUAUGGGCUGAAUCCAUGCCCGCGUCAGGCUUCCUCUCUUCAGGGCACAUGUCACGCCCACAAUGUCCAGGCGGUCCCAGCCCUCCUUUUCCAUGGUGUAUAGGAGUAAGGGUAUAUAUAACAGCUUGUUUGGCUGUCGCCAAACCAGGUCUAUCAGAGUGCCUUAUACCGACUUGGCCAACCAUCGCUGUUAAGGGUUCUGGUGUACGGGAUAACUACUGCUUGCUGUGUACUUGAAACACAUAAUUUAGAUGGAAACCCAAUGGAAUCAUGCCCUAAAGACGAGUUAUGCAAAGACAAGAGGUUGCAUCGCA